Messenger RNA from Alligator sinensis (Chinese alligator), 3465 nucleotides. It is a transcript of the gene CCAR2, whose product is annotated as cell cycle and apoptosis regulator 2. Gene Ontology annotation, cellular component: DBIRD complex; nucleus. The record is from RefSeq and is a predicted model, not a curated record. NCBI's taxonomy places the organism in Eukaryota, Metazoa, Chordata, Crocodylia, Alligatoridae. The annotation marks the transcript as partial. The transcript is spliced from 18 exons. Gene Ontology annotation, biological process: RNA splicing; regulation of DNA-templated transcription. Gene Ontology annotation, molecular function: RNA polymerase II complex binding.
GCACGGGGCAGGGGUGGGCUUUGGGGCACUGACUGGCUCCCCUCUUUUGCGGCUGUGCAGGGGGGCGAGAAGCAGCGCGUCUUCACCGGCAUCGUCACCAGCCUCCACGACUACUUCGGGGUGGUGGAUGAAGAGGUUUUCUUCCAGCUGAGCGCGGUGAAGGGCCGGAUCCCGCAGAUCGGGGAGAAGGUGCUGGUGAAGGCGGUCUACAACCCGAGCCAAGCCGUGCCCUGGAACGCCCUGAAAGUGCAGACGCUGUCCAACCAGCCUCUGCUUAAGACGCCCGCGCCUCUUCUGCAUGUGGCGUCCUUGGGGCAGAAGCAAGGGAUCCUGGGGGCCCAACCCCAGCUGCUGUUCCAGCCACACAGGAUCCCCCCGCUCUUUCCCCAGAAGCCAAUCAGUCUCUUUCAGUCAUCUCCAUCUCUACACUUGGGACAUGUUGGAAGAUACCCUGCACGGGGCCCCAAAAUCAGGCAGGACACAGGCAGAUGGGACGAUUUUGAAUCAAAAAAGCGGAAGCAGAAAGGAGGUGAGCCUUGGGGGGUGAAGAAGCCACGCCAUGAUCCUCCUCAGUACCGGGUCCACUUUGCCCGCUAUGCUGUGGACAGCACAUUUUGUGAUGCCAUGGAGAUCUUGCGACGGUAUUGCAGCAUCCAGCUGCCCCCGGAGUUUUAUGACCUGCGCAUAUGCUGGCCAGACACGUUCCCUCUCACAAGGCCGCUUCCUCUAAGGCAUCCCAGCCGCAUCCAGGUAGCAGAGCCGGAGGAGCUGACAGAAGGAGAGGAGGACACAGGGCAAGAGGUGACACUGGAGGAGGCGGAUGCUGCAUUUGCUGCCAAGGUGAUGCUGUUGUCCUCCCCUGGGCUGGAGGAGUUCUACCGCCACUGCCUGUUGUAUAUUGAAGAUCCUGGGGGGCAGAGGGAGACCCCAGAGCACCCCACAAAGUUAAUCAAGUUUCUGCUUGGGAAGAAGGAGGAUGAAGCUGUGCUGAUAGGAGGGGAGUGGGUGCCAUCUAUGGAUGGGUCAGACCCUGAUGCUGACCCCAUGGUUCUGGUUCGCACAGCAAUACGCUGCACCAAGGCACAGACGGGCCUGGACCUGAGCAGCUGCACCAAGUGGGUCCGUUUUGCUGAGUUCCGGUACCUGCACCAGGGUGAGCCGGCACAGCAGGAGAAGGUGGUGGUGUUCCUUCCUGACGUGUGGAGCUGUAUGCCAUCCUUGGAGCAGUGGGAGGCCCUCUGUCAGCAGAAAGCUGAGAAAGUCCCUCUGCCACCCCCCUCCCCAGAGAAGGGAGACAUGGAAGUGGAAAGCCCUGAGCAGCACACAGAGGCCAAUGAACUGGCAGCAGUAGCCUCAGAGGAGGCUACUGCUGCCACACCUGGACCACAGGAUCCAGAACCUGAGCCAGAGCUGGAACCCCCCACACCCCCACUCGAACCUGCCAUCAUGGCCCACCCAAGCACAAGGGGUGGGCAACCCAGCUGCUCCAACCUGUCACUCCACACCCUGCUGGAGUACAGGCAGCGCAGGGAAAAGCUCUCCUUUGAGGUGGCUGUGGUGGCCGAGCUCUUCCAGGAGAUGCUGCAGCGGGAUUUUGGCUACAAGAUCUACAAGGCACUGCUGACCCUACCACAGAAGGAGCCGCCAGAGGCCAAGAACCAGGAGCCAGAGAGAGCAGCUGAGCCCCUCGAGAAAGCCCAAGAGAAAGACUUGAAGGAGGAAGAGGCCCACGAGACUCCCACGGUUGAGGGGGCAACAGCCAGCAACCAAGAGCCAGCACAGCCUCCACAGAUGGAGCACACCGGGAAUGCAGAGGUGGAGUGUCAGCAGCCAGCAGGCAGUGAGGAGGCCAAAGUGGAUGAGAGGGUCAAAGAUGAAUGCAAAACGGAGCCCAGGGACUCCACUGAUGAGCUGUGCAUGCUGAGCCUGGAGGAUGACCUGCUGCUGCUCCGGGAGGAUGAGGAAGAGGACUUUGGUGCCAAGCUGGACGACUCUGAAGUGAGAUCCAAUGCGUCUAACCAGUCUGACAUGGAGUUCUCCUCGUUCCAUGAUGCGCCCAAGGAGCUGGAUCCAAGUGCUGUGCUGCCCCUCGAUGCCCUCCUGGCCUUUGUCUACUUUGACCUCAACUUCUGUGGCUACCUGCACCGACGGGACCUGGAGAAGAUCCUGCUGACGCUGGGGCUGCACCUCUGCAAGGAGCAGGUGAAGCGCCUCGUGAGCCGGGUGGUGACCCAGUAUGUGUGCCAAUACCGAAACCUCGGCUACAGCCGGCAGGAAGGCCUGGACCCUGGCACUAUUGACCAGCUGCCAGAGGAGGAGCUCUUGGGAAAUCUCUUUCUGCUGCCCCCUUCCACAGCCUCAGCUGGGGUACCUGCCCAGCCCAAGGCAGUGGUGGAGCAUGGAGACCUUGUCUCCCAUAAUGGGACGGUGCUUAAUGUGGGGAAGCUGCUGGAGAAGGCAGAGCAGACUGAGAGUGGCCGGCUGUACCUGGAAAGCAAGAUCCAUACGCUGGAGGUCAAGCUGGAAGAGACGCAGGUCCGCUUCUCAGCGACAGAGUCGACCAACAAAACCCUAGUGUCUGAGCUGCAGGAGCUGCAGAAGCGCCUGACAGAGGCAGAAGAGCAGGCAAGAGCAGCAGAGAGGCAGAAAGCUCACUUCCAGCGCCUGCUGCAGGAGAACAAGAAGCGCCUGGCCCCGCUACAGCUGGAGAUUCAGAGGAUCAUUGAGAAGACUAAUAACUGCUUAGAGAAGAAGGAACCUGCACCCAGCAACUGACAGCUGUUGCCCUGGCAGGUGCAAGGGGCAUAGCUGGCGUCCCACCCAGAUGCUGGAAGAACCACUGGGGUCAGCAAUUGAGGGCAAGAUUCCAACAAACCUUUUUUAGUAACUUGAACCCCUUUCACUGCCAGAGGCUGGUGCUCAUCCUGUGCACAGGGAAAGGAUUACAGCCAGCUGGUCUGGGCCAAGGGAGCGGCUGCAGGGACAGAGACUUGUACCUUGCAAGCAGGAGACAUGUAGGUAGAAGGCCUAGGAGCCAGGCAAGCACUCGUGUCCCAGAUGCAAGGAGCGGAAGCUGAAGCACAGGUGCCUGCUGUUGCUGAAAGCGGGCUUGUGACGGCAGCGUUGCAGCCGAGGACGAGGUGACCAGGGUCCUCUUAACCCUGUCCAGCUUCUGCUCCUUGUGGAGAUCCCUGGGCUUAGAGGAGGGCAAUCCUUUUUCCUCUUGGCCGCAGAGGAUUUCAGUGGGCUACAGGGCUCGAGUCAAAUCCCAUGGGGCUGCUGCUUUCAGUGACACAGGCUAAUCAGGGGCAUUUAGUUAGAGUCCCUUAAGCUGGUUGGUAGUGUGGUGCAACAUGCAAACUUGAAACUCACCUUUUUGAGCUAAAGGGGACAGAAAGACAACAAUUUGUGCAGAGUAGCAGCUCGUAAGCAGGUCUUUGUUGAAGCACUAGAUUUAAACUCACC